Molecule: messenger RNA, 1770 nt
Organism: Hyaena hyaena (striped hyena)
Lineage: Eukaryota; Metazoa; Chordata; Mammalia; Carnivora; Hyaenidae
Gene: NT5C3B
Product: 5'-nucleotidase, cytosolic IIIB
Exons: 8
Coding region: 281-1054 (257 amino acids)
Cellular component (GO): cytoplasm
Molecular function (GO): 5'-nucleotidase activity; magnesium ion binding
Source: RefSeq, a predicted model, not a curated record
GGCUGCGAGCGCCAUGGCAGAGGAGGUGAGGCGGGAAACGUCCGGCGUGGGGCGGGCCCCGAUCCCCGGGGCGCGCCGAGGUCCCCAGCGGGCCGCCUGGGCCCCGCCGCGCCAUCGCGGCCAGUAGGCGCCGCGGGCCAGGCCGAGCCCCCCUCCGCUCCCCGCGCCCCCGCCCGGCCUCGCAGGGCUGUCGAGCCGCCCCGGGCUCCCUGUGGGCCCAGCGCGGCGUGGGGGUCAGCGCUUCUCUCGGGUCUCGGGACAGGUUAUUUCUGAUUUUGACAUGACCUUGAGCAGGUUUGCAUAUAACGGAAAGCGAUGCCCUUCUUCUUACAACAUUCUGGAUAACAGCAAGAUCAUCAGUGAGGAGUGCCGGAAUGAGCUCACCGCGCUCCUUCACCACUAUUACCCAAUUGAGAUUGACCCACACCGGACCAUCAAAGAGAAGUUACCUCAUAUGGUGGAAUGGUGGACCAAAGCUCAUGAUCUCCUGUGCCAGCAGAAGAUUCAGAAAUUUCAAAUCGCCCAGGUGGUUAGAGAGUCCAAUGCAAUGCUUAGGGAGGGAUACAAGACAUUCUUCAACACCCUCUACCAGAACAAUGUUCCGCUGUUCAUCUUCUCUGCGGGCAUUGGUGACAUCCUAGAGGAGAUUAUCCGACAGAUGAAGGUGUUCCACCCCAACAUCCACAUUGUGUCUAACUACAUGGACUUUGACGAAGAUGGUUUCCUACAGGGAUUCAAGGGCCAACUCAUACACACCUACAACAAGAACAGCUCCGUCUGUGAGAAUUCUGGGUACUUCCAGCAGCUUCAGGGCAAAACCAACAUCCUCCUGCUGGGGGACUCCAUGGGGGACCUCACCAUGGCCGAUGGGGUUCCUGGUGUGGAGAACAUUCUCAAGAUUGGCUUCCUAAAUGACAAGGUGGAAGAGCGGCGGGAACGCUACAUGGACUCCUAUGACAUCGUGCUGGAGAAGGACGAGACGCUGGACGUGGUCAACGGGCUGCUGCAGCAUAUCCUGCACCGCGGGGACUGGAUGGAGAUGCAGGGCUCCUGAGUGCAGGCGCGGGGUGGGGGGCUGUGGGGAGGAGGGAGCCUCGCCCAGAGGCCGCCCUGCAGAGGGCGCUGCUCCUCCCAGUGCGGGCAGAGAACAGUCCAGGUGGUGCAGCUGCUGAGCCCGUGCCCCUCCCUCACCCUCCCAGCGCCGAGGCUCCCCGAAGCCAGGCUCCGUGGGGGAGGGGGCCACCAGGUGAACAUGGCACCUGCAGGGUGUUAGCACCCUAACCAGGGCCCAUCGAGUCCAGGGGUUCUUUCCCCCCCUGGAUUUUUAAACAUGGAGAGCCAUUCUUCAUAUCUCAUGUGUGAAACAGAUCCAAAUAAAAACGGGAAAAAACAGCUGUUCUGAUUCAGGGGGUGCGGGGCAGAGCCCGUGCCUCUCAGUCUGGGAGGAGCAGGAAUCUCCAGGAAGUCACUAGGGCUCUAUGGCACAGAAUUUCAAAACCACCGAAUUCACAGGUGCCCGGCCGGCUCGGGCAGUGCAGCGUGUGUCUCUUGAUCUCGGGGUUAUGAGUUCGAACCCCAUGUUGGGUGUCGAGAUUACUUAAAAAAUAAAAUCUUUAAAACAGCAGCAGUGAAUUCACACACAAGGCCCUCUGAGCACAGCCGGAAUGUGCCUGGGGAUCAGGGUGGGCAGGCAGGGUUGGAAGGGUGUGUUUCUGACCUGGAAUCAUUUGACUCUAUGCUGAGGUAUCCAUUAAACUUGAAAUUCCGUUA